GUGGCUUUCAACUUCACUUUGGGUUGUGAGCUUUGAUGGCGUCCUGGCUUCCAGAGGCACUUUCACGAUCCAGCCUUACUUUUGUCUCCAACAAUUCCGACACCAUGAGGCCUGCAGCACGAACCACGCGAUCCAAGGAAACCCCCAUGGAUUUCGAGUUCACCUCUCGACCGAGCAGCUUCACAAAGCCUGCGUGGGCCACAGGCGGUGAGGAUCCCGGUACACCCCGAAAACGGACUUUGGAAGAAGCCAAUCCGCCCUCUCCCGUAUUUCCACCGUCCUCUUCUGCUACCCACUUCCCGACGUUCGUCGCCAAUGCCAACGUACCUUUCCUCUUUCAAGAGCCGAUGCCUCAUACUCCACAUCCCCCUGCAUGGCAACCUCCGCCGAACUUCUCGCCUGAGAAGGCAUUUCCCCAACCGGAGCUAAAGGACGUCGACAUGGUCGAAACCACUCCUCCGAAAGUGAGACUUUCAUCCCCCGAGAGAGACCCGGACAAGAGCUUUGUAGGAGAACGAGUAGUCGCAACGGGCGCAAUGAGACGUGUCUUUAAGUCGCGCCAGAAGGCGAAACAGCGAAGUCGUUUGGGUUUAGCGGACCGGAGUGGCGAUGAAGAUCUCAGCGAGGACGACGAUGAGGAGCACGGUGGGAUUAGAGCCGCACCAUUCUCACAAACUACUUCGAAUCACUACACGCUGAACAUGCCUGGACCAGCCCAUCCUCCGUCCAGUCUCCCUUACAUCUUGCUGGGAUACCUGCAAUUCUUCUUCAACUUUUCUCUGAUCCUCGUCUUCCUCUACCUGCUGGUUCAAUUCAUUCUCACGGUGCAGCGCGACGUCGAACAACGUAUAUCGGAGUAUUCCAUGGACAUCGUGCAGGAGAUUGCGCAAUGCACACUGCAAUACAAGACUAACAAGUGUGCCUCAAACUCCAUUCCCGCAAUGACACACCAAUGUGCUGUUUGGGAAACAUGCAUGAGCCGCGACCCCUCGAAGGUCGGCCGGGCGAAGGUCGGUGCCGAGCUGAUUGCAGAAGUAGUGAAUGGCUUCGUCGAGCCGAUUACCUGGAAGACCCUGAUCUUCACGCUGAGUUCCUUGGCCUUCCUUACCGUAUUCAUCAAUGCUUUACUCUCACUAUAUCGGUCGAGAGUAGAUCCUGCGGCACAUAUCCCUAUCGCUCCCCACCACGCCACCCCCUCGUUUCCUUUGGCGCCGUACCCCCCUCCACAUCAAUACCUCUCCCCUCCGUCGGAAUGGCCAAAACGGUGGCCCAAAACAGUGGAUGAGGAUGUCCGGAUUCCGACACGUAGACGGCGGCUUGAAGGCCGAUUGUCGGAGAACGUCAAGUGAUCCGAUGCGCAAACAUCAUUCUCAUGGAGUAGCUUUCAGUUGUGUUCUCGCCGCAGUCUUUUGCCUCUGUUGGAAUUACAUUUGGCUUACUCUCGCUGAUCUCCUAUAUGACUUGUGGAUCAUUCUGAGCCAAGAACUGCUAAGCAGUGCGCAUCGGGUACUUAUAUGUCCUCGAGCGGACGCGAAUACCAC
Messenger RNA from Laetiporus sulphureus 93-53, 1541 nucleotides. RefSeq lists its product as uncharacterized. The coding region runs from base 36 to 1349 and encodes 437 amino acids. The record is from RefSeq and is a predicted model, not a curated record. Gene Ontology annotation, biological process: nuclear envelope organization; lipid homeostasis. Gene Ontology annotation, cellular component: nuclear envelope; nuclear membrane. The transcript has 4 exons. NCBI's taxonomy places the organism in Eukaryota, Fungi, Basidiomycota, Agaricomycetes, Polyporales, Laetiporaceae.